UCGACUCGCGAGUUCCACAUGGGUCCACCGUAGAUGUUCUGUGGGUCCACUGGCUUAGUCACGUUUUUUCGCGUUCUUUACUGGCGUGGCGGGCACUGCCGGUUCAUGUAAUCAUUACCGUUUGUGUUCUCACACGCAGAAUCUUGAGUAACAUUUAGGAGCGCUUCGCUUAUCGUUGCGUGCGCACUGUUACAGUGGGAUUCACUCCGGACGUCCAGAAAGCGAAGCGCUUGGGGCCAACAUUAAGCCUACGAGCGGUGGAUACCAUCGGCGUCAACUGACCACGUUGAAGUAUUUAUAGUUUUAAUUUAACGAUGGCUUCUACUGGGUAUAACUUGGAGGAAUCCAACGCUGAUAGGAAUGUAGAAAUCUGGAAGAUCAAGAAACUGAUCAAGAGCUUGGAGGCCGCGCGGGGCAAUGGCACGAGUAUGAUCUCAUUGAUCAUCCCACCGAAGGACCAGAUCUCCAGAGUGUCGAAAAUGUUGGCCGAUGAGUUCGGAACGGCUUCCAACAUCAAGAGCCGGGUGAACCGGCUGUCAGUUCUCGGCGCUAUCACGUCUGUACAGCACCGGCUCAAGCUCUACACGAAAGUGCCGCCCAAUGGAUUGGUCAUCUACUGCGGUACGAUUGUAACCGAGGAGGGCAAAGAGAAAAAGGUUAACAUCGACUUCGAGCCGUUCAAGCCAAUUAACACGUCACUGUAUCUGUGCGAUAAUAAAUUUCACACAGAGGCCCUGUCUGCAUUGCUUGCGGAUGAUAACAAGUUCGGCUUCAUUGUGAUGGAUGGCAACGGAGCCCUGUUUGGGACCCUUCAAGGCAACACGCGAGAAGUGCUGCACAAGUUCACGGUAGAUUUGCCGAAAAAGCACGGACGUGGAGGUCAGUCUGCUCUGCGAUUUGCUCGACUACGUAUGGAAAAGAGGCAUAACUACGUGCGCAAAGUAGCCGAAGUGGCCACAACGCUUUACAUAAGCAAUGAUAGACCAAACAUUGCCGGCCUCAUUUUGGCUGGUUCUGCCGACUUUAAGACUGAGUUAAGCCAAUCGGAUAUGUUUGACCCUAGAUUGCAGGUCAAGGUGCUCAAGCUUGUUGACGUGUCUUACGGUGGCGAAAAUGGCUUCAACCAGGCCAUUGAGCUGUCGGCUGAAGUGCUGUCUAAUGUGAAAUUCAUUCAGGAGAAAAAACUUAUUGGCCGAUACUUCGAUGAAAUCUCUCAGGACACUGGCAAGUAUUGUUUUGGUGUAGAAGACACACUGAAAGCACUUGAGAUGGGCUCUGUUGAGAUCCUGAUUGCAUGGGAAAAUCUUGACAUUGUGCGCUAUGUGCUUAAGAACCACACAAGUGAUGAAGAGAAGAUACUGCACCUGACCCCCGAGCAAGAGAAAGACAAGACCCAUUUCCUGGAUCGAGAAACUGGUGUGGAGCUGGAGCUUGUAGAGUCAAUGGCACUGCUAGAAUGGCUGGCAAAUAACUACAAGAAUUUUGGUGCCACACUAGAGAUCAUCACAGACAAGUCUCAGGAGGGCUCACAGUUUGUCAAGGGUUUCGGUGGCAUAGGAGGCAUCUUGCGCUACCGUGUGGACUUCCAGUCUCUCGAGGUGAAUGACCUUGUAGACGACUUUGAUUUAGAUGACCUGUAAACGCCCAUUAGCAGCUCCUUUUGCUCUGUGGUUUGUCGCUGCGGUGCACUGGGAGCUUCCCAUUGUUAACAACGCACACAUGGCUAACCGCCUGGCCUUCCGUCUGCCCGGGGUGUGCUGCACUGUGGGCCACAAGCGUGAGCAACAUUGCAGAAGACAACUCUUGCUACUUUGUCCUUCCCAAUUUCUUGUGGCCAGACAGCAUGCCCUUCCCUUCAUUUGAAGACUGUUUGUGAUGGGAGAUGAUUCCUAGAUGAAUUGCUAUCGAAGCAGAGCUGCCUCUGCUGCCUUUCCUGCACAAGUUGACAACUUUUUUUUGUCACUUUAAAGUGUAGUUGUGGGUCUGGGAUGAACAAGAUAUGUGCCUUUUGGCAGUGAGGCAAGCGGUAAAAUGAAAUGCCCAUGCCAGAAACUUUAUUAGAAUUUGUAUUUUUUACAAAUGGUUUGAAUGUGUACAAAUGGUUUUUUAAUGGUGUGUGGCUGUGUCUGUAAAAUGGUUCUAAGUUUCUCUAGGCUUGUGGCUGUGGUUAUUGCCAUUGUAUUCUUUAUAAGUCACCAAUUUUAUUGACAAGACCGUUGUUAGCAAGAAAGAGUUUCCAAGUAGACAGGGUAUGCACACACCUUGUAUGAUCCUGGGAGCUAUGCAAGAAUAUAGGCUACUGUCUGUUUUCUCUCAUUCUGGCAGCCUAAUUUGGUGCAGUGCUUGUUAAACAUGUUUGCCCUGCUUUUUUUUUUUUAUUGCCUCUUUAAGAGGUGGUGUUGGUAUGUGUGAAGUGGUGUGUAAAUAUAUCUAUGUGUAAGUUGGUUUAUAGGAAUUCCUUUGACCUACCGGGCUCUACUUGUAUUGUUCUGUGCGGGGGGCUGAAAUGAAUUGUAAGGAGGCAUCGACUACAAUGUGACAUCUGUGGUGCACGUAAAUACAAUACCCCCGCAUGAUGACACUAAAUUUUUGUUCAAUCAAAGCCAGGAAGGCUUAAGUAACAAGUUUUUUUCUUUUGAUGAUUGGCCUUUGUUAGAGGUAGUUGAAGACAAUUGAUGUACCUCGUCACUUUCAGUCAACAUUGUCCUGAGCACAUAGCUAUGAAGGCAUACAGAAGAAACAUUCUACACAUCUUCUGCAUGGCUUCAAUGCAUGUUCAGUAAAUUUUUUCUUUGUAUAUAUGGCUGGAUGAGAUAUCUUCGCAAUUUUGUAAAUCGCUGACGCAGGAGGAAAGUCGGUACCAGCACUAAUUUUUUCAUGCCAAGGAUCUAUUGAUUGCCCUGAUGCUUUGAGCCUGGUAGCGGUGCAAGAAGGCAGAAAAAUUAUUUGUUCAUUGUUGUAGGCACCAAAUUGUGAGGGGAGAUUUGUCUGCUCAGUGCAGUGCUACUCGUCCGUAUGAUGUGAAUGCAUAUUUAAUGGUGCCCAUAUUAAGUUGCUGCUGACCCGCAGGGCGCGGGUUCGAAUC
Rhipicephalus microplus (southern cattle tick) is the source of this 3085-nucleotide messenger RNA. RefSeq names its product eukaryotic release factor 1 (gene eRF1). Gene Ontology annotation, molecular function: translation release factor activity. Gene Ontology annotation, biological process: translational termination. The record is from RefSeq and is a predicted model, not a curated record. Lineage: Eukaryota; Metazoa; Arthropoda; Arachnida; Ixodida; Ixodidae.